CCCGGCCCCCCUGGAGCCUGCGGCCAGGCUGCGGCCGCCCUGACGCGCGCGAUGAAGCCCAGACCGGCGGGGUUCGUGGACAACAGGCUGAAGCAGCGAGUCGUGCAGUACCUCACCAGCAACAAAUGUGGCAAAUACGUGGACAUUGGAGUCUUAGCAUCUGAUUUACAAAGAAUGUACAGUGUAGACUAUGGUCGAAGAAAAAGAAAUGCUUUUAGGAUUCAGGUAGAAAAAGUAUUUAACAUAAUCAGUAGUGAGAGAGAACUUAAGGAUCUAACAGAUUUAGAAGAUGAACAUCUGGCAAAAAGAGCAAGACAAGGUGAAGAGGAUAAUGAGUUUACUGAAAGCUAUUCAGAUGAUGAUUCAAAUAUGGAAGACUACCCAGAUACACAGGCAGCAAAUCACAUGAACAGCUCCCUGCUCUCCUUAUAUCGGAAAGGACAUCCUGAAUCCGUUUCAAGUACUCCUGAGAUGGAGCCCAGAGAAACCACUGGCUCGACCCCGUGGACACCUUCCGGAACAGGCUCCAUCCCCUUGAAGACCCCGGCCAGAGGUUCUGAGGGAGGGUGGUUUAUCGACAGGACUGGUGGAAAGAUGGACGUGACAGAUGAGAAGAGUAAUCACAAGAAGCCAGGAUCUGAGAUAGAGGAUCCCAAAGAUGCUUCUGUUCUGGAGUGUAGUGAAAAAAGGAAAGUCAGGCUGAAGAGCAAAGGAAGCAAAAGCAAGAAAGACCUUCAGGAAGCAGAUGGAGAAAUAGAAGCUGUCCUGCAGCGGAAAGCUAAAGCCAAGGGGCUAGAGUUACAAGUCUCCAAGGUGAAGUUUGAAGAUGUUGGAGGCAAUGAUACGACGUUAAAGGAGGUGUGCAAGAUGCUCAUCCACAUGCGUCACCCCGAGGUGUACCACCACCUGGGUGCCACCCCGCCGCGCGGAGUCCUCCUUCACGGGCCGCCAGGCUGCGGGAAGACAUUGCUGGCACACGCUGUUGCCGGGGAACUGGACCUCCCGAUUCUGAAAGUAGCUGCCACGGAGAUUGUGUCCGGAGUAUCUGGGGAGUCUGAGCAGAAGCUGAGGGAGCUGUUUGAGCAGGCCGUGUCAAAUGCACCCUGUGUCCUUUUUAUUGAUGAAAUUGACGCUAUUACCCCCAAGAGAGAAGUUGCUUCAAAAGACAUGGAACGAAGAAUUGUAGCCCAGCUCCUCACCUGCAUGGAUGAUCUGAAUACCAUGGCGACGAUGGCCCGGGUCCUCGUCAUUGGAGCCACCAACCGACCGGACGCCUUAGACCCUGCUUUGAGGCGUGCAGGAAGGUUCGACCGAGAGAUAUGCCUCGGGAUCCCAGACGAAGCCUCCAGGGAAAGAAUACUUCGAACUUUGUGCAGAAAACUUAGACUUCCGGAAAGUUUCCCUUUCCGUCACUUAGCACGCCUGACGCCAGGCUUCGUUGGUGCGGACCUGAUGGCGCUGUGCCGAGAGGCAGCCAUGGGUACGGUCAGCAGGGUCCUGACGAUGCUGCCCCCGGAUCCUGUGACUGCGGGUUUGCCAUCCGGACGAGGCCUGGAAGACCAGAUGGGCGCCGAGCCCGCUGCUGGGACACCGGCGCUUCCUGUGCAGGAGGAGUUACAGCGGCUGCUGGAGCUGCUGAGGAGCCACGAGCCCCUGUCCGAGGAGCAGCUGCAGGGGCUGUGCAUCGAAUGGGGUGAUUUCACUGCAGCCCUGGCCUCCGUCCAACCCUCUGCCAAAAGGGAAGGCUUUGUCACCGUCCCCAACGUGACCUGGGCAGAUAUCGGCGCCCUGGAAGAUAUCCGGGAGGAGCUCACCAUGGCCAUACUGGCACCGGUGCGUAACCCUGAUCAGUUCAGAGCUCUUGGUUUGGUGACUCCUGCUGGGGUCCUCCUGGCUGGCCCCCCCGGCUGUGGGAAAACGCUGCUGGCAAAGGCUGUUGCAAAUGAAUCCGGACUGAACUUUAUAUCUGUCAAGGGCCCCGAAUUGCUCAACAUGUAUGUCGGUGAGAGCGAGCGCGCAGUCCGCCAGGUGUUCCAGCGAGCCAGGAGCUCCGCGCCCUGCGUCAUCUUCUUUGAUGAAGUGGACGCCCUGUGCCCUCGGAGGUCAGACCGGGAGACGGGGGCAAGUGUCCGGGUGGUGAAUCAGCUACUUACGGAGAUGGACGGUCUCGAAGCGCGGCAGGCGGUGUUCAUUAUGGCAGCCACCAACCGGCCAGAUAUCAUUGACCCUGCGAUCCUGCGCCCUGGACGUCUAGACAAAACACUGUUUGUUGGUUUGCCACCCCCCGCCGACCGUCUGGCCAUCCUAAAAACCAUUACAAAAAAUGGCACGAGACCCCCCCUGGGUGCAGACGUAAAUUUGGAAGCCCUUGCCGCUGACCUGCGCUGUGAUUGCUAUUCGGGUGCCGAUCUCUCUGCUUUGGUUCGGGAGGCAUCCGUCUGCGCCCUGAGAGAGGAAAUGACAAGACCGAAGGACGGAGGUGAGACAGGUGAACUCAAGGUCAGUCAGAAGCACUUUGAAGAAGCUUUCAGGAAAGUGAAAUCUUCUAUAUCAAAAAAGGACCAGGUGAUGUAUGAAGCUCUGCAGCGGUCCCUCAGCCGGUGACCCCGGCCGCAGCAGGCCCUGGAGCAGGCCAGUGCGCCCAGCUGGCCGAGAAGCCCGCACGCUCUGAGCUGCCUGCUUGCCACCUGCUGCGGAUGGGGUCCUGUGUGCGCAUGUUAUUCCCAGAGUGACGCGGCCGGUCGGAGCCACACUCUUCCCGUCUGGCCAACUGGGUGCGGGAACACCCUCCCUGCUUUUUAAGAACAAGAAAGAUGUUUAACUGCUCAACUAAAAUAACCGAUAACUUUUUUUAAAUAAAAUGUUUAUUUUGAAA
This is a messenger RNA of Callorhinus ursinus (northern fur seal), 2875 nucleotides long. RefSeq names its product nuclear VCP like (gene NVL). Gene Ontology annotation, molecular function: ATP binding; RNA binding; preribosome binding. Gene Ontology annotation, cellular component: nucleus. Gene Ontology annotation, biological process: ribosome biogenesis. The record is from RefSeq and is a predicted model, not a curated record. Lineage: Eukaryota; Metazoa; Chordata; Mammalia; Carnivora; Otariidae.